AUGGCGGAGAAGAAUUUUAUAGAGGGGACAAAAUAUCUUGUUCCUAGUGAAGAUGAAUCUUAUGAGUCUGACUCCCUGGAAGAUGCUUCUCUUAUUGCUGGCCAAGAUGAUCUCUACUUGGAAGAAGAUGUGCAACCAUUACCGAUUUGUGAGGAGGUAGAAGAUGAGGAGGAAGAAGCUCUGAUUCGUGGUACAUUUCCCUUUGCUUGUUCUUGGAAGGAAGUUGACACAUGUCUUGUUCCUAAUGGUGUUGGUCAGAGUCUUAUUCCUAUAGAAAUGGAGGAGCAUAAACAAUCUAGUAUCGCCAAGUUUGAGAAAUUCACUUGGAAGGUUGAGAACUUCUGUUGCUUGGAAGGUGAGGAGGUUUGCUCUGAUCCUUUCAUCCUCUGCGGCUAUCAAUGGAGGAUAAGUCUGUUCCCAAGAGGGAACAAACUCAACAAAGUAGAUGACAACUUAUCAAUUUAUUUGGAGGCUUUGCAAACUUCCAAUAUGUCUAAGGGAUGGAACCGAGAUGUCAUAUUUAGGCUAACUGUAUUCAAUCAACUCAAUACCAGCAUGACUGUUACAAAAGAAUCUAGCAAUGAGUUCAAUGCAUGUGAGGAUUCAUUGGGGUUCCAAUCCUUCAUGACUUUUGCUGAGCUUCAUUAUCUUAAAAAAGGGUUUAUUGUGAAUGAUGCUUGUAUUAUUGGUGCUGAGGUUUAUGUUUCUAAUUCAAUACAUGAGAAACCAAUAAAUCAAACAGCUAACUUAACUUCUUCCAUAGCAUUUGGAAGUCUAUCUGGGUUUACAGAAGUUGAUGUUCCAACUCCAAAGCAAGAAAAAGGCCAAAGCCAAAAUCUAAGUGAGCUUAUGGAUUUCAAGGGUUUAGGACAAAUAGAAAAAGACUUUGUUCCAUUACUAGAGGAAGUAUGUUGUCAGCAUCCUUCACUUAUUGUGUGUCAGCAGAAAAGAAGCCGCACGUGUAGGGAAUGGGCGUUCACUGCUUUGGGGAGAGUUCUUUAUUUUCUAAAGACCAGAAAGGUGAAAGAUAUGAACGACUUAGCUUGUAAGGAGCUUCAAAUUUUCUGGGAGGAACUUGAGCUAUUUAGUUUUGAUUUGACAUGGCUAGAGCCUCAUGUUCAAUCAGCCUUAGGUAUGAAAAGUUAUUUGGAGAAAUUGGAGGAGGCAGAAAAGUUAAAGGUUAACGUGGAUGCUCUAGAGUUGGAAAUGGAGAUGCUUAAGUCAAAGAUAGCUAGUGUAGAGGAAAAUCUUGAUGCUGCAAGAGACUUGUUGAAAGCAAAAGAUCUUGAAGAGAUAGAUUUAGAAGCUGGGUUAGGAUUUGUGAAGCCAUAA
Messenger RNA from Lathyrus oleraceus (garden pea), 1332 nucleotides. RefSeq names its product MATH domain and coiled-coil domain-containing protein At3g58340. Gene Ontology annotation, molecular function: protein binding. The coding region runs from base 1 to 1332 and encodes 443 amino acids. NCBI's taxonomy places the organism in Eukaryota, Viridiplantae, Streptophyta, Magnoliopsida, Fabales, Fabaceae. The transcript has 5 exons. The record is from RefSeq and is a predicted model, not a curated record.